AUGUCGGCGGGGGGUGACGCGGCUGCGUUGGCUGCCUCAAGCGUCAACCAGGAGCAACUGAUACAUGAACUGGAAGGAAAGUAUCUUAGCCUAAAGAGCAAGCUCUCGCUGGUGGAAAGCGAGCGUCAUACUCUGGCAGCGGACAAGAAGGCAGCGCUGGAGGUGGCUGAGCGCGCGGCCAAGCUCGUAGCUGAGCGUGAAGAGGAGACUCGUGAACUGAAGCAGCGGCUGUUACAGCUCACGACAGAGAAAGAUGCACUCAGCUUCACGCUGCAGACAGCCACGUCACUGGCCGAGCGCCGCCUCUCGGAGGUGGAGGAGCUUCAGUCGACAGUUAGAGAGCACAACCGCCUGCUCGUGGACGCCCAGCGCCAGGAAAUGCAGGCUCUCGAGCGUGCAGCCAAGCAGGAGGCGCAAGUGGCACCCCUGACCCACGCUCUAGCCAGAGCCAAGAAGGAGACAGAGGCAGCCCAGCAGCAUUCGCAAUGGCUCGAAACACAGCUAAGUGAGAAGACCAAGACGGUGCAAGAACUGCGUCUGGAUCUGGCUAAGCACACGCACGACUUGGAGGAGCUCAAGAUCCGCAGCACGGAGGAGCUCACGUCGGCCAAGCGCCAACUCGAAAGCGCGCGACUUGCUAACAAGAAGAUGGAGAAUGCGCUGAUCAAGAGCAAGGAAGAUCUUAAGGAGCUGCACGCGUCCAAGGUGCACGACGAGGAGGCGCUACAGAACGAGCUCAGUGCACAGCGCCGUCUCGCCACUUUGUACCAGGAGUCGGCAGCUGACGCCUCUACACGCGUGACGGAACUACAGACGCUGUGUGACUCGCUGCGCAAGUCGCUGACGGACUCGGAGCAAGCGCUGGCUCGCGAGACGGAACGCACGAAGGAGCAGGUGGAGCAUUUAUUCCGCGAACAGGCUGAGGCUUCGGAGACUCGCAUCCAGGCUCUAGAAGAGGAUCUUCAGACCGCUGAGCAGAAGAUCCAAGAGCUGGAGAAAAAGAAGAUUUUCUCGCUACAGACAGCCAGUGCAGUGGCGGAGCUGUCGUCAGCUGCGGGUGAAGCUCACUUAGCAGCUCAUGGUCUGACCCCCAAGCAAAUGUACGAUCACAUUGUGGAGCUGGAGGAAACGCUACAAGCCGAGCGCAGUGAGAAGGACAAGCUGCAGCUCUACAUGGACCGGAUUGUGAAGGAAGUGCAGGAGAAGGCUCCUGUUCUGAUGGGUCUGCGGCUGGAUCACGAACGCACUGUAGCCAGUCACACACAACUGAGCGAGCGGUUGGAGCAUUGCAUGCAGGAGCUGGCAAAGAGUAAGAGCAACGAGCAGCAGGCCUGGAAGGAGAAGACCGCGUUUGAAAAGAAGUGUGAGUCGCUGGCUCAAAGCGUGGACGAUCUAUCACGUCAGGUACAGCACUUGCUGUUUCGCUCUCAAGAUCAGCACGAGCAAUUAGGCAACGUUGGAGCAGGUGACGUUGGAUCGGAGAACUUGGUGGUGUUUAGGGACGUGGAGGAACUGCAGAUGCGCAACCAGCAACUGCUGGUAGUGAUUCGCGAGCUUACGGAGAUGAACAAGUCUAAGACAAGCGACAAGUCAAGCGAUAGUGUAAGUGACGUCGAGUCUACGAACACGUCGGCGCAUCUGAUUAUCACGGGCGAAUCAGACGAAGAACUGGACCAAAUCGGAGCCUCCAACAUAAUUAAAAAGCGCUUGUCCAUGGCUCGUAAGGAGAUUCAAGAGCUGCGCAUUGAACGCGAACAGGAGCGCGAGAUGAUCACAGCUAUCGUGAAGCAGCGUGACAUGUACCGCGUCUUGCUGGCUCAGUCGGACACAAAAUUCCUGGACGGCAGUGCUCCGGCUGGGGCUCAAGAGAGUGCUGCGCCGGUGGAGCGACCUCGCAACCGUCGCGGAUCUCUUGACAAUAUCGAGAACAGGAAGCUUCGUGAUGUUCAGGCGGAGUUUGAAGACUACAAGAAGGAAAAGCAGGCCAGCCUCAAGAUGCUGCAGAAAGCUCUGGACCAAGAGCGCACCAAGAGCUCCGAGUCCAGGCUAGCACAGAUGCAAGCUCAGGUGGAAGCAACGUGCAACAAGGAGCGCUACGAAGCGUCCGAGGAACGAUGUGCCAACGCUGAGAACGAGCUGAUACGUCUGCGGUCCAAGACAGAUCAGCUGAGCUCGUUGAUCUUGCAGCACCAGCAGAUGCUCGCAACUUCUGAAGCCAAGCUGGAGACUGCGAACUCGCGUAUGCAGAGCCUCAAUGUUGAGAAAGACUCAGCUGUCCGUGAGGCGGACUUUUUGCGCAAGAACGAGGAGAAGAUCCAGCAGGAGAUGACGACCUUGCGUCUGGACAACACGAAUUUGCUUAAGCUCAUGGAGUCAACGCGUCGCAUGGAGACUGGACGCGAGGAGCGUGACCGUCGAGAGGUGGGAACCUUGACAAAGAAGGUGACGACACUCGAGACGAAGCUACAGGAAGCAUACGAAAAAUUCGACGCAAAGGAGGCUACUUCUGGUGCUCAAGCUCUGGCUGCAGAGAGGGAAAAGCAGGCAGCACUGGCGGAACUGGCGAAAUUGAAGGAGGCGCAGGGUCACUUGAAGGAGCAGCUUGUGCGACUGGAAGAGCAGAAGACGGCACUGGGGAGCAAGUCAGCGUUGCUGGAGAAGGAGGCGACGCAUCUACGCGAGCAGCUCCGCAAGGGAGCGAGUGCCGCAGCUGCUGAACGUGUAGCAAUGCUGGAAGUUCAGCUGCAUGAUGCUCAACGUGAAGUGCAGGCGUCGCUUGUGUCGAGGAAGACAUUGACUGAAAGCGUAACCAAGUACAAGGCUCUGGCUGAAGCGAGUGAGAAGAGUCUGGCCGAAUUAUCCAGUGCCAGUGUGAAGUGGAAACAGAGCGAGGCUGAGAAGGUGCAGACGCUCGAGAAGACUCGUGGCCGCUUGAGUGACGAGCUGGCCAAGGCCCGUGCAGAGCUGAAGGAACACAUCACCGAGAACAGCAAGUUACGGGAAGAGAUUGACCGAGUCGACCAAACACACAAGAAGUCCAUUCUCGAAGCUAUGGAGAAGCAGAAGAUGUUGCAGCUUCAAGCUGACAGUGCAGUCCAACAAAUGAACAGUGUGCGUGAAGAGAUGGGCAAGAUGAGGUGUGAGUUGGAGACCACCCAGGAGAACUAUGAACGUGAGCUACAACUGCACGCUGCGGAGGUGGCGAAGUCGUCAUCCUCUCGUCGAGAAAUGGAGGAAUUCCGCAGAUCUGUUCGUGAACGUGAGGCAGAGAUUGAAGCGCUGAAUGUCAAGGUGCAGUCGGUUGAGAAGGAGGCGCAGCUACAGCUUGAGACGCUGCAGAAGCGUCUUGACGAAGCAAUGGAAGCCAAGAACGCUCUCACGGAGCAAAACAAGCUACUGCACUCCCAGUUAGAGCGCGCAGCAGCCCAGGUGCGUCGUGCGCAUGAACAAGAAAUGCUGAAGGUAAUCGGCGCUCAGUCGUCUGCUUUGAACCAAGAGGCUGGCGAGACGGCCGCUGUCGGCUCUAACGCGCAUGAGAAGGAAAUCGACGACCUCAGGAGUGUGGUCGCUUACUUGCGACGGGAGAGCGAAAUUGCCGAGUCGAAGCUCGAGUUGUCCCAGCAAGAAGUUCAGCGUGGUCGCGCCCAGAUCUUCAGCUUGGAGUCGACUGUUGAGCGUCUUCGUGGAGAGAUGAAGACGCUUUCGGAUACAGCAACAGCAACUGCAACUGGCAAGCAGACGGCAACGCUUGCAACUGAUGAUGAGAAGCGUGUGGCCCAACUGGAGCAGCUGAGUCUGUUGCGUGAGAGCAACGCGACGCUGCGUGACGAGAACCAGAAGAGGUUGGCGAAGCUAAAGGAAGAGGAUGCGAAGGUGCGCAGUUUGGAGGCCAAGAUUGCGCCUCUACAGAACGCUGAGGCAGCUCUUAAGACCCAGGUGGCGUCUUUGAACCAAGAGGUCGUGACUCUCAAUGAUGCCAACAAACGCUGGAAGCAACGCGUGGAUCAACUGGUGGAGAAGUAUCAGCAGGUUGAUCCAGCCGAGUAUGAUAAGGUCGUCGCUGAGAAGGAAGCGUUGACGAAGGAGCUGACAGAGUUGAAGACCGAACAGAGCGCGCUAAAGGCUGAGCUGGAGACACUGCGUUCAAGUGGCGGGAAGGAACUGGACGAGGAGAAGAAGAAGGUCGAGAACUGGAGCAAGCAGUACGAGCGUAUCAAGGGCUUUGCGAAGAACUGGAAGAACAAGGCCGAGACUUUGACUAAGCAACUUGCAGAGAAGAGCAAGGAAGCGGAAGACCGCAGCGCCAGUAACUCCACACUGGAGACCAAGCUAAGCGCGGCUCAAGCGCAAAUCAACACAGUGACAGCGGAGAAAUCUGCACUGGAAAUGAAGCUGGCGGCGUGUGAAGCGGCGAAGCAGGACGGCGUGGCUGCUGCUAGUGGGGCGAACGCGUCGUGGGAAAAGGAGCGCCAGACGCUGAAGGCUCAGCUGGAGCUAGAGACCAAGAAGAGCACGCAGCUGAAGGACUUCAACGCUCGUCUGAUGUCUGGUCUCAAGAACUUGAAGAAGGAGAACAGCGAGCUAAAGGACCACGCAGCGAGUGUUACUCAGCCGUCCCAGUCCGCUGCGACACAAGAGAAGACCCCUGUGCCGUCCCCACCUGCAUCGCCCCCACAGGCGACACCUUCGAUGUCAGCUACACCCCCGACGAAGCCAGCUACAGCUCCCACGCCACUCUUUUCCCCACCAAAGCCAGCUGUCAAUUAUGUGUCGACGCUGCAGGCGAGCGCUACCACGUCGGACGCGAAGCCUGCUGCGCCGAAAGAUGCACUUGUGGCCACUCCAGCUGUCGCUGCUGCCUCGAACCAACCUUCCUCGUCGACUAGUACUGUGAGCACGACGAUGGCAGCUACGACCACCACGACUGCGAGUGCUCCCGUUAACGUUGUAUCUACCGCGAAGCCUGUGUCUGCUCUGCCUGCUCUAGUUCAAGCGACUCAAGCUGCUGCAUCUACAUCUACACCAGCGCCUGUACCCCUAGCUGCAACGCCUUUAAAUGAGUCGACUGAACCCCCCACGGACGAUUCUAGUGGUAUGACAGCAGAAGAAAAGCUGCGUCAGUUCGCUCUCCGGUCCAUGAAAAAGCAGGUGGGAGGUGUUGCUCGUUUCACCCCCACGAAGGUCCCUGCUCCUCCUGCUGACGCUGCCGAAGCCAAACCUACUGAGACCGAGUCCAAGACGUCAUUGGAGACUACCGGACCGUUCAAGUUUGGCUCUGGUUCUGGCUUCGGAGCGUUCGGAUCGGGUGGCCCGAGUGGCCUCGUGUUCGGCAAGCCAGGCAUCUCGUUGCCUGUGCCAUCGCCGCCGUCUCCGGCUGGCUCACAUCCGCCGCAUCUGUCGCUUGCUGAAGAAAGCGCGCCCCCUGAGGCCUUGCGUCGCAGCCAGCGACUCGCUCGCUUUGCGGCUGGCGGAGGAGACACCACCACUAGCACUCCUACAUUUUCGGUUGCUGGUGGUGUUAGUUCUCUGACAAAAAGGCCGCUGAGUGGCGCAGUGGAGAGCGCUGCUUCUGUGCAGAAGGUUGCCAAGACGAGUGAAGACCAGACGACAGUGACGACGAUCGCCACGACAGAGUCGGAGGGGAAGCAAGAGGAGGAUACCCCUCCCACACAAGCAGAUACGACGGAAUCGCAGUCGACACCACCGACGCUGUAA
Molecule: messenger RNA, 5715 nt
Organism: Phytophthora infestans T30-4
Lineage: Eukaryota; Oomycota; Peronosporomycetes; Peronosporales; Peronosporaceae
Product: nuclear mitotic apparatus protein, putative
Exons: 3
Coding region: 1-5715 (1904 amino acids)
Biological process (GO): protein import into nucleus; mRNA export from nucleus
Cellular component (GO): nuclear pore
Molecular function (GO): structural constituent of nuclear pore
Source: RefSeq, a predicted model, not a curated record